UUUUUUUUUUUGGGGGGGUGGGGGUUGUGAAAAGUAUUAUUUAAUUCACACCAAAUACAUAAAACUAGUUAAAAUAUAGGUAUAAUUUUCCCAAUUGCACUUCAAUAUAAUUUGGUCAAUAAAGGCCCAGGAUAAGGUUGUUGUGGGACAAAGGCAAGAGACAGGCUUAUCCGUGUCAGUUGGUUCCUAGUUACUGUUUAACCUAACACCCAGGCUGUCUGGCACAGUUACAAUCUUGAGUUUCACUGGAAAUGAAAACAUGAAUAUCGAAGAGCAGUGUCUAGAUUUGUGCAAUGUCAAGACCAAAAACAAUGUGGACGAUGAUCACAACACUACCAACAACACAGAAGGGGUCACCCCCCGGAUCUCUGAACUGAUGACGGACAGUAACACGGAAAAACAAAACAUUGUUCCCACAGAGGCCUCCGAAACGUACCUUAUGCCUCAGCUCACUGACAACCUUCAAGCGGUUGAGGAGGACAACCACCAGGCACAGGACACACUGGAAAUUGAUGAGGUCAAUGGAAAUAGAAAGAGCACGGAUCAAGACACCCCUGCGGUAGUGAAUCCCACUGACUUGAUCUUUUCUAAUGAUGAGCAGCACAAGGGUGAUAUUGGGGUGGAGAAAAUGAAGGAAGAUAAGGACGCUGACCCCGCUAUGUUUGUUGUGGAGGAAGAGGAUGAUGGUGGGGACAUGGACAUAGGUGUGGAUCUGAGUCUCGAUGAGAGUGGUGUGUUGGAGGCGGAAUCGACAAAUGAUGCAGCAUUCGUGGACAAUACUUUAGACUCGGAGACCACGUCUCAGGAUGUCCCAACUGGCAGCACGGGAGAUAACCCGUCGGCUGCCACCCAGACCAGCAGCACAGAAGCCUCGGCCACGGACCAAGCUGGACUGUACCCUUCUGUGGAGGAGGGGGAUGAUCAACACAAACCAAGUGGCAAACGGGUGACGUUUCCCUCAGAUGAGGAUAUUAUCUCUGGAGCAGUGGAGCCCAAGGAUCCCUGGAGACAUGCUCAGAAUGUGACGGUGGAGGAGAUCCUCUCUUCCUACAAACAAGCCUGUCAGAAACUCAACUGUAAACCCAUACCCAAAGUGCUCAGACAGAUACAGGAACUGAAAGACCUGACUCAGCGAAAUGAAUGCUUAGAUCUGAAAGGUGAGAAGCUUGACUACAAAGCAUGUGAGUCUCUGGAAGAGAUUUUGAAGAGGGUCCAGUUUAAAGUGAUAGACCUGGAGCAAACCAACCUGGAUGAAGAUGGUGCAUCAGCUCUGUUUGACAUGAUCGAGUACUAUGAGUCGGCCACACAUCUCAACAUCUCCUUCAACAAGCACAUUGGCACACGAGGAUGGCAAGCCGCAGCUCACAUGAUGAGAAAGACGAGCUCUCUGCAGUAUCUCGAUGCACGUAACACUCCUCUGCUGGACCACUCGGCUCCCUUUGUAGCACGAGCACUCAGGAUCAGUGGCAGCCUGGCAGUCCUCCACCUAGAGAACGCUGGUCUGACUGGCAGACCGCUCAUGUUACUGGCUACAGCUCUGAAGAUGAAUAUGAACCUGCGGGAAUUGUACCUGGCAGACAACAAGCUCAAUGGCCUGCAGGACUCAGCCCAAAUUGGCAACUUGCUUAAGUUCAACUACAACAUUCAGAUCCUGGACCUGCGCAACAACCACAUCCUAGACUCUGGUCUGGCGUACGUGUGCGAAGGACUAAAAGAGCAGAGGAAAGGCCUCGUCACUUUGGUGCUAUGGAACAACCAGCUCACACACAAUGGCAUGGGCUACCUCGCUGCUGCACUGCCAUGCACCCAGAGUCUGGAGACUCUUAAUCUCGGCCAUAACUCUGUGGGUAAUGAAGGGGUCCAUAAGCUGAAGGACGGACUGAUUGGCAACCGCUCUGUGCUCAGACUGGGCCUCGCUUCCACCAAACUGUCCUGCGAAGGAGCUGUGGCUGUGGCUGAAUUCAUUGCCGAGAGCCCCAGACUGCUGCGUCUAGACCUUCGAGAGAAUGAGAUCAAAACAGGUGGACUGAUGGCCCUGUCACUCGCCUUAAAAGUCAACACCUCUCUGCUGCGUCUCGACCUUGACCGGGAGCCCAAAAAAGAAACUGUGAAGAGCUUCAUUGAGACCCAGCGCGACCUGCUGGCUGAGAUCCAGAAUGGCUGCAAGCGGAACUUCAUCCUGGCUAAAGAAAAGGAGGAAACAGAGCAGAAGACGAGGCAGUCGGCCUCCAUGGCUGAAAUAGCCACAGAGGAUGGGACCAGAGAAGAAGAGGAAGAAGAACCAUUAAAAGAGGAGAGAGGGGACAAAGAGAGUACAGCGGGAGAAGAAAAGGGUGAAACAACAGGGAAUGAAGGACAGUCUAGCAGCCAGGCAGGAGAUGGCACUCAGACGAGCAUUCCUCAAAUGAUCCUGGAGUCGGACUCAGACACUGAAGAUGAGGAUGAGGAGUUGGUAACAAAGUCAUCUUCCUCGUCAAACUCCUCCUCUCGGUUAAACCAGACUAAUCCUCAAACCCAUACAGCGGUUGCACAGCCCCUUCUCAGUGCCUCAAGUGCGUCCUCACCUCCGUCUGCCUCACCUGCUGGCGGGCCAAGUGUCAUAUCCGGCAUCACCGUCACAGAAUCAACAGUUCCUCCAGGCACCCCUCCAUCUCCUGGUCGCUGUAUAUCUGUCUCUAGUCCAGGGAGGGGUCACAAGAUCUUCAUGGUAACUCGGGUGGAGAGCCCCCCUGAGCAGCAGCAGAAGCAGCAGCAGCAGCAGCAGCAGAAGCAGCAGCAGCAGAAGCAGAAGCAGAAGCAGCAGCAGCAGCAGCAGAAGCAGCUACAAAUCCAGACGGGUGUACCUGCAGCUCCCAGCCAUGGUAAAGAGGCCGCAAAGAAGCCUGUAGACGAGAACACACCCCCGACACAGCAGACGCAGACACCGCCCUCAUCUCAAACAGAAUCACAAACACAACCGACACAAGACGACGUGAAGGAGAGCUCACCUGCUCCGUCAACAGACUGUAAACUCACAGAGCAGAAUCCUUUAGCACACUUAGAGUCUGCAUUAAAUACGACACCAGAGCCACAGUCUACAAGUCAACCCACAGAGGAUGUGACCGCUAGCACUUUAGACCCAGAAGUGACGGAUACAAGUCAACAAGCACCAGCCCUGCCUUCAGAUUCCUCGUCAGUGCAGGCUGCAGCAUUUCAGCUCACUGAGGAGGUAGUACAGAGCAUUAAAAGCCCCCAAAUUGAGCACACUUGUGUAGAAGAAAAGAAUGAAGGCGAGGAGGAGGAGGAAGGUGACGUAGAAGAUGAGAGGCAGGUGUGCACAGAAGGCGCUAAUAAACUGUUAGGUGAACUGAGUCAAACCCAGACUUGUAUCCCCGCGGUACAAAUGCAGCAGCAGCCGUUACCAUCUGCCCCUGAAAACCUGCAGGAUAAGCUAGCAUCUGAAUCAGAGGAGAUUCAGUCGCUGAACCAAACAGAGGAGGAAGAAGAGGAAACACUUCUACAGGAAGAGCAGGAAGCACCAGCCGACGUGUCGGAAAAUGAAAAACACAGUUUAACAGAGAAAGAGGACAGCCAGCUAACCCAAGAGGAACCAUGUCCAAAGCAGCAAACAGAGGCAGAUGAGCAGGCAGUAGAGCCUGUUCUCUCUGUCCAGACUGAUAAACAGGAGCCAUCUGUCACUCAAGGUGGUGCUCGGGAGAUAAAUCCUCGAGCAGAGGAAGCCUCAAAGAGUCCAGAACCUGCCACAACAGAGUCUGAUUCCCCGGUCAAAGACGAGGAUUCACCCGAUGAGAGCUCUGCAGACGAGGACGAGUGUUUUGCCGAGGCUCCGGAGGAGGAGAUUGUUGGUUCAGCUCUACCCAACGGCCUGAAGCCUGAGUUCUCCCUCCAUCUUCUCGAUGCGGAAAGCCCCAAGCCAGGCAGCUGUGUGAUGGAGCACGUGAGUGUCAGCUGUGGACAAGACCUGGAGGAGCUGCUGCUAGAAGCCAGUUUGGAGACGGGGAGAGAUGCACCAUGAGGAUGUGAGGGACAGUGAGGACAAGAGAAAACAGCACUCACUUUGUCUGGCUCUACUACGUGACUGGUUGCCCUACAAUGUUUUUGUUUCUUUGACAUUAUCACCAACACAACUUUUCCUUAAAGGACAGAAGACCUGGUGUGACAGUUGAAGCUCCCUGAAAAUAUAAGCAAAUUAUGGAAAGACAAUAGGACCAAAUCAACUCCUGGAGCGCUGCUGUGACAAAUAAGGAACCCUCUACAUCCACAAUACACUAACCACUGAAAAACAAGUACAUAUGCACAUUAUAAGGAAGGGGGGGGGAGAGAGAAAUAAAUAAAAUCACCAUGUUAUCACUACAUUUGUUUAAUCUGCAAUCUUUACACACGAGCAUCCUGCUGCAAGUGAGAAAGAAGAGAGCCUGGGGAUAAAACACUAACCAAAGACAGAACACAGACAUUUCCCUCUUGAUGCUCUCUUGUGUAGGUUUCCACUGUAGUUGGGGUAAAUAUCUAGCAAUUUAAGUUUAUUUUUCUUUUUUUCUUCAUAAGAUACAUACACAAAGACAUAACGGUGAUAAUAAGCAAAAGCGGGUUGAUGACAGUCUCAAGACAAAAUAACGGUGACGGACCCUGCUGAGCGGACCUGCUGGCUUUAAACACUAGUUCUGGAGGUGGAAGUGGGUCACUGUCAAAUGCUUUUAUAUCUGAGGAAGCUGAAGAUGUUAACGUGUCUGUUUAAAUGUCAAUGGUUUAUGUCUGUGUCCCAACUCCCGACCAAUUUUCCCUUUCGGGGAAAAAAAAAAAAAAAAAAAAAAAAGAAGCUCUUAAGGGACCUCUGCCAAAGUGACCUCCCUCUUUGUCCGUUUUCUCCUCCUCUGCUCACUUUGGCCCCUCAGGAAUCAGCGUCCCCCUCCGGUCGGUCUCCUCAGAUCUGAUGAUGAGGAGGAGCUGUAACUGUCUCUCCUUUUGCCUUUCAAACGCUUUUUAGAAAGUGACAGUCAGUACUUCUGCUCUGAACUUCUGAGAAUGUCGGAAAGCAAGAUGUCUGCUUUUGGUUGAGUUAUUUACAUCUUUUUAGUCCUUGAUUCUCUUCAACUUUCAGACACUGUUAUUGCUUUGUUCGACCAUCAUUGUUGUGUUAAACUCUUUCAAGAAAAGCAGCUCGGUCUCUGUUGUCAUCUCUCCUCUCCCUCUUCCUGUCUUCCACUGGUAGUUUGUGCCAUCACCGCUCAAACCCAUCAUUCAUGUUGCCUUCAAAACUCACCACUUCAGAUUUGGUCCUUUCUUUGUUUGGGCUGCUUUGAGAAAUUAGUUAUUUUCUAUUUAUUUUAUAGCUUUAUAAGCCUUUGCUGGUCCAUUUUCCCAUUUUUCUUCUUCAUCCUCAUUUUAUCUUUUCUUUUCCAUUUUGGGGGUUUCGUUUAAAGAUUAACCCCAUUUUGAUGUAUAUUUGACAUUCAAACUAGAGCAAAUAUUUUGUUUUGUUUUUUGGUGCGAGGAGGGCAGAGUAAUCUGUGUUGGAAGGAAAGGUGAAUAUGAUUGGAUGGUUGACUAUGGCAGCAGUCGGGGUGAAGUAAUACAAGCAAACACAAGGGAGCAGCACAUUUAUCAGUUCUAAUCAAAGUCCCGGUUGUUUUUAACACGACUCUGUUGGGGGAAGCUGUGGCCAUAAGGGGGCGCUCGGGGCCGUGUUGUUCACCCACAAUGGACACAGAAGCAAAGGAUGCCACACUGCAGGAGAAGUCUGCCCUCAAAACCAACUCCUGUCUUGAAUUUUCCAGAGCAAGAACUUAAGCAAGCAACUUUACAUGAAAUGUCAACUUCAUGUAUGUUCGUAAAGAGAACUGCUCUGAAUCAUUUCCUGAAACAGGUACAGGCAGGUGUAUUGUUUGUUUGUUUUUUCUUGAAAGGAGCAGCAUUCAACCUUCCUGCUCCUCUCCACCCAACAGAUAGUUUGCCCCCACUGUUUGUUAAGCUUUAAUUUUUAGAAAUUUUUAAUAAUAAUUUGUUAACUUAAUUGAAAUGUGCUGGUAAUCACAAAGAUAUGUAUGGCGAAAUUUGUUCCUCUCAAAUAAAUGCAUGUAAAGACUAAAUGA
Anoplopoma fimbria (sablefish) is the source of this 6089-nucleotide messenger RNA. It is a transcript of the gene ppp1r37, whose product is annotated as protein phosphatase 1, regulatory subunit 37. The transcript is spliced from 13 exons. The record is from RefSeq and is a predicted model, not a curated record. Lineage: Eukaryota; Metazoa; Chordata; Actinopteri; Perciformes; Anoplopomatidae. The coding region runs from base 260 to 4015 and encodes 1251 amino acids. Gene Ontology annotation, molecular function: protein binding.